GUUACUCUUUUCUGCCACAUACUCAAGUAUUCGCUGCAGCUAGUUGCAUAUUUCACUUUCACAUAUCUACUACAAUGCCGCCCAUGCCCGCAGCGAACAGAGCACAAGAACCUUCUACAUGGCAAAAAAGUAUAAUGGGCGCGAUGAUGGGCGGAGGCGUCGGUCUGACGAUCGGUUUCAUUUUUGGAUCAUACAGCAUUCUUCGAAACGGUUCCGGUCCUCGAGGAUUCCUAGCUACCCUUUCGCAGUACAUGCUUAGCAGCGCCGCGACUUUCUCUUUCUUCCUUUCUAUCGGUUCCGUUAUCCGUAACGACGCGCUCCUACCACCACACAUGGAAGCUGCCCGUUUGCAACUCCUUCCUCCUCUUGUGCGCUCCAAGGCUGAAGGCGCCAUACUAGUGCGUGCACGCUGGGAUGCGGAACGAGCGCGAAGAACAACUGCGUAGUGCAUGUAUUGAGACUAUAUGCGUUGACACAUGGUUAAGACGAGAAUAUAUGAAUGUUCU
This is a messenger RNA of Suillus bovinus, 506 nucleotides long. RefSeq names its product reactive mitochondrial oxygen species modulator 1-domain-containing protein. The record is from RefSeq and is a predicted model, not a curated record. The transcript is spliced from 4 exons. The coding region runs from base 75 to 446 and encodes 123 amino acids. NCBI's taxonomy places the organism in Eukaryota, Fungi, Basidiomycota, Agaricomycetes, Boletales, Suillaceae. Gene Ontology annotation, biological process: protein insertion into mitochondrial inner membrane; protein import into mitochondrial matrix. Gene Ontology annotation, cellular component: TIM23 mitochondrial import inner membrane translocase complex.